AUGGCAGACUACGACCUCAUCCGCCGAUGGCCAAUUCCCGGCUACAAUAUCUCUCAGCCCUACGAAGAUGCCGACUCAAUCGAUGGCUGGGCUGUCUCUCUUACCGUUCGCGCCAAGAUCCCCGCAAAAGACGUCGUCACAGGUGAUGACAUUGACGCUGUCUUUGCUGCCUCCAUGAUCCGCCUCGAGCCUCCAUCUGCUCUUGUCGACGACGUGAUUGAGCGACAAGGCUUCUACACGCCGCACCCGUCGUGGCGUGUCAGUCUUGGAUACUACUUUCUCAACCGCAAUAGCCGUUUCAGCGGGUAUGAGCUCGAAAUACUGAUGUAUGGAAAUGGCUCAUGCGAGGCCACGUUCAAUGACACGUGGCUCGACGCUUUGGAGAAUAGCCCAACAUGGAACGGCAGAGAGUGUGAAAUUGGGAACCCUCGUGACCCUCCAGAAUGCAAGCUCACCGUCGAUAUGACGUCAAUUCGGGCUGCAGAGAACUACACCCGGUGGAGUGAUGAAAUCGGCGAGGACAAGGCCGUAAACAUCACCUGGCUGAGAGGCACUGAAUUUGUCUCCUUCGUCUCCCCGCUCAAUACUCCCGGCCAGUAUGGGCUUGGCGUCAGAGAUGCCAGUUACAGUGCUGAUAUGGUGCUCGUCACCUGGGGGUAUGCCAAGAAUAGGAGUUCUGAGUCCUAUUACGAAACUGAGGAGGCUAGCCAGCCUGUCUUAGAGUUGGUCUGUAUGAGGGGUCUAAACAACACCCCGCAGGAGAACAAGCGCAUUGGAGAUGAGCGUAACGAGGGUAAAGAGGGGGAAAAAGAAGAAGGCGAAGAUGAUAGUGCCGCAGUCGGUGGAAGAGAGGCCAUGUUGCCAACGUUGGUUCUGUUUUUGCCCCUGGCAACCCUCUUUGCGCUGCUGUAG
Molecule: messenger RNA, 912 nt
Organism: Fusarium keratoplasticum
Lineage: Eukaryota; Fungi; Ascomycota; Sordariomycetes; Hypocreales; Nectriaceae
Exons: 1
Coding region: 1-912 (303 amino acids)
Source: RefSeq, a predicted model, not a curated record